This is a messenger RNA of Cornus florida, 3417 nucleotides long. RefSeq lists its product as uncharacterized. Gene Ontology annotation, molecular function: double-stranded DNA binding; nucleosomal DNA binding. The record is from RefSeq and is a predicted model, not a curated record. The transcript is spliced from 4 exons. Gene Ontology annotation, biological process: negative regulation of DNA recombination; chromosome condensation; nucleosome assembly. Gene Ontology annotation, cellular component: nucleosome; nucleus; nucleolus. The coding region runs from base 279 to 2723 and encodes 814 amino acids. Lineage: Eukaryota; Viridiplantae; Streptophyta; Magnoliopsida; Cornales; Cornaceae.
ACGUAUAAAAACUAGAACUGAUGAUGGGCCAACUCAAGAGCAAGAGCCAGUCUAUUUGAUAGCAACUAUCCAUUAUCAACCACCCUAAUCAAUCAAAUUAGGGAACCCAAUCGAAACCCUAAUCAAUUGAUCGUUAUUUUCCUCCCUAAAAUCCGUUCUCUCGCAUCCUCAAUCUUUCAAAUAAGCCAAUUAGAAUUUCUACCUUGCGCUCCAUUUGGGUGUCGCUUCCGCGAAUCCAUCUUCACUCGAAGAGAAGUCUUCACUGUUUGACGAACCCAAUGUCGAGAGACAGCAAUGACCGAUUACCGAUGGAAAACUUUAGAGCUGCGGUUAUGGAAAUGGCAAGCAGACAUCCAAGCAAACCCUUAACGGAGGCGCGAAAAUGUCUAAUUGAUAAACGCAUCCGAGAGUUCUUCGCCCACACGCCCAGCCCUCCUGAUCAUCCCCCUCACUCUGCGAUGAUACACGGGGCACUUCAAGAGUUGAACGAGGAAGGUGGUUCUAGUGAAGAGUCAAUAUCAAAUUUUAUUAGAAAGGAGUAUAAAGAAUUGCCAUGGGCACAUUCUAUAUUCUUGAAUCAUCAUCUGGGGAAACUUUGUGUGAGUGGUGAGAUUGUUUUGACUCGUGACAAUUCUUAUUUGCUUGCCGGUGCAAUCAUGAAACAAAAACCUAGCUCUACACGUCAUUCUAAGAGGAAGGAACUUAAGAGAAAGCAAAGCAAGAAGCGGCGAAGGGAACUGGGUUGUCCAUGUAACAAACAAGAAAUUGAAGCAGAAUAUCACUUGAAAGAACAAAUGGAAGUGAUUGAAGAACUGAAUAAAGCACUAGAAGAUAAUACUGAAAUGGUUGACAAACAAAAUCAAGUUCCAAUCGGUGAGAUGUUGCAAUCCUGUGAUGAUGGUGAGAAGGGUGAUGGUAGAAAAUUAAAAGUGCUGCCUGUUCAAUCUCUUGGGCCCAUUAUGGAAGAAGAAAUUGGAGCGGAAUAUCAGUUAGAAGAAUCAAGGGAAGGGAUUGAAGAACUAAAUCAAGCACUAGAACAUUAUACUUUUGACAAACAAAAUCAAGUGUCAUUCGAUGAGAUGUUGCAAUCCUGUGAUGAUGGUGAGAAGGGUGAUGGUGGGAAAUUAAAGUUGCUGCCCGUUGAGUCUCUGGGGCCCAUUAUGGAAGAAGAAAUUGAAGAUGAAUAUCAGUUGAAAGAACCGAUGGAAGUGAUUGAAGAACAAAAUGAAGCAUUAGAAGAUGAGAAGGAUGAUGAUAUCAGUGAGAUGUUGCAAUCCUGUGAUGAUCGUGAGAAGGGUGAUUGUUGGAAAUUAAAGGUGCUGCCCGUUGAGGCUCUUGGCUCCAUUAUGGAAGAAGAAAUUGAAUCAGAAUAUCUAUUGAAAGAACCGAUGGAAGGAUUGAAAGAACCGAUGGAAGGGAUUGAAGAACAAAAUCAAGCAUUAGAAUAUGAAAAGGAUGAUGAUAUCAGUGAGAUAUUGCAAUCCUGUGAUGAUGGUGAGAAGGGUGAUGGUAGGAAAUUAAAGUUGCUGCCCGUUGAGGCUCUUGGGCCCAUUAUGGAAGAAGAAGUUGAAUCAGAAUAUCAGUUGAAAGAACUGAUGGAAGGAUUGAAAGAACCGAUGGAAGGGAUUGAAGAACAAAAUGAAGCAUUAGACUAUGAGAAGGAUGGUGAUAUCAGUGAGAUGUUGCAAUCCUGUGAUGCUGGUGAGAAGGGUGAGGGUAGGAAAUUAAAGGUGCUGCCCGUUGAGUCUCUUGGGCCCAUUAUGGAAGAAGAAAUUGAAGCAGAAUAUCAGUUGAAAGAACCGAUGGAAGGGAUUGAAGAACAAAAUCAAGCAUUAGAAGAUGAGAAGAAUGAUGAAAGUUUAAAGUUGCUGUCUGUUGAGUCCCUUGAGCCUAUUAUGGAAGAAGAGAAAAAAGAAUCUUCAGAGGAAGAGCAUCCGAUGAAGAGUCCUGGAGAGGAAAAUUCUGAUAUCGUUGUUUUGCAGCCGGAACAGCAAUUAGAUCUUCCACUUCCUGAAAAAAUUUCGGAACUAAAAUCAACAGAAUUGAGUUACACACCGGUUCAGCUGGAGCAGCGGACACAGGAGAAGCCACAAUGUAGGCAAUUACGGCCUCGACCUCCUAAAGCUGGAUCACUGACAGAUACAAGUAUGACCGAAUCCUUGCCCUCACAAAAUCAGCAUGAGGUGCAGGGGACGCAGGAGAAGCCACAUCGUAGGAAAUUACGGCCUCGACCUCCCAAAGCUGGAUCACUGACAGAUACAAGUAUGACCGAAUCCUUGCCCUCACAACAUCAGCAUGAGGAGCAGCGGACACAGGAGAAGCCACAACGUAGGCAAUUACGGCCUCGGCCUCCCAAAGCUGGAUCACUGACAGAUACAAGUAUGACUGAAUCCUUGCCCUCACAACAUCAGCAUGAGGAGCAGCGGACACAGGAGAAGCCACGACGUAGGCAAUUACGGCCUCGACCUCCUAAAGCUGGAUCACUGGCAGCUGCAAGUACGACUGAAUCGUUGCCCCGUCAACAGGAGCAGCUGGAGCAAGUGGAGCAACCAGAGCGUCGAGGUCCGGGGAGGCCUAAGAAGCAACGGGAGCAGCUGGAGCAAGUGGAGCAACCAGAGCGUCGAGGCUGUGGGAGGCCUAGAAAGCAGCAGGAGGAACCAAAGCAGCAGGCGCAACCAAAGCGUCGAGGCCGGGGGAGGCCUCCUAAAGCCCAAACCAACUAGUAGCAUAGAUAUGAAGACUCAAUGAAGUGGCAGCACAGCAGCCCAAGAGUUGGGACCUGGAAGGUUGCUAAAGCUGGACUAAUGAAUUCAAGGACAGUAAAUGUGACCAUUCCCAUUUUGAUCUAGUAAUUGAGCGCCUACAGCAAGUUGCAGCCCAGGAAAGACAGAACAGUGGAGAUGACUCAUAUGGCUUAACAGAAGAGCAGGAGGUGGAGUUGACUCCCGAAACUAAUGAGAUGGCAAAAUUUGAGCAGGUUCAGGAAAAAGUUGAGGAUAUGGAACCCAAUUUAUCGGAGGUCCAGAGUCCUGUGAAGUCUUGUGACAGUGAAGAUGACUUGUAUAGAUGGAGUGAAUAUAAAAGUGAAUUCUAAUGAUGGAAUGCGUGAUACUUCUGUUACUGUGACAUAGUUCAUUAGUCAUUUUUAUUUAUGCUUCAGCAAUUAAUGUAUAAUACGGAGUAUAAUCUUUUGCUAUGUUGAGAAUUUCAGAGCUUUUGUUCCCAACUGAUACGAGUCUCUCUUAUUCUCUUUCGGCAGAUACGAUGUGGAAGUGGAUAUAUACUAUUUGUUUGGACACUCGGAUGAACUCCGGAUAUGUGCAAGCAAUUGCAAAUCAUACCAUAUAUAUCAUUUAAGUUAGGGUGUUUUUGCACCUAAAGAAAAUCAAACAUAGCGGUGGAGACUCCUUAUUUAUU